Capsicum annuum is the source of this 2625-nucleotide messenger RNA. RefSeq names its product AAA-ATPase ASD, mitochondrial. NCBI's taxonomy places the organism in Eukaryota, Viridiplantae, Streptophyta, Magnoliopsida, Solanales, Solanaceae. The record is from RefSeq and is a predicted model, not a curated record. The transcript is spliced from 2 exons. Bases 1005 to 2462 code for a protein of 485 amino acids. Gene Ontology annotation, molecular function: ATP hydrolysis activity; ATP binding.
UAAUUUGAUUUUCUUAAGUUGUAUUUUUUUUUUCACAAAUAUGAAAACUUCACAAUUUGUGAAAACUAUCAAAAUUUCUUCAACUCUUAUAUUAUUUUAUUAAAUGAGCAAAUCAUAGUUCAUAAACAAGCUGUUGAAAUAUCAUGAGAUGCUGAAAUAAUAAAUCAUAUAUCUUCAUGUAUUUUUUAUAAAUAAAUAUUUGCAAUUACGUAUUACUAUUACAAACUUUGAAAUAUUCGCAAUGUCACAAAGAUUUACUAAUGCAAUAAAUUAACAAUAGGAGUAACUAACUAUUCUUUAAUAUAAUCCUCCCACAUGAUGUGCAUACACCCAACCUCUUUGUGUCGAACAUAAGUAUUGUUUUACAAAAUUUUAAAUCAUGAAUCUUCUUUUUGCAAAAUAUAAAUUUAUGAGUCAAACUUUAUAUUUUACAAAUUAAAAUCAUAAUAUAAAAUUUGAAAUCCUACUUCUUGGAGAAUUUGUAAUUUAAACUUUUUCUAAAUUUAUGGGAUAUUUAUAAAGAGAUCAAGACAUCUAUAUCCUUUUUGUCAAAGCUGUCACUCGAUAUUUCUAGCGAUCAAACACAUCGCAAGAAGGUUCAAAUAAUGCUAUAUUUGAAAAAUACAUUUAAAUUCUAAAUAUUAACUGCAAAAAUCAUGACCAAACACAACUUCAAUUUUAAAAAAUCCAAAUUUUUCAUAAUCAAACGCCUAUUUAAGACUCCACAGCUGCAUAAUUGAGUUUCAUGAGUUUUUAGUCUUUACUUUCUUCUCCAAUAAAUUACUUACUACAUAAUGAAAAUAGAGAGGGGAAAAAAAAGUUUUUGAGUUGAUUGUAUCUUCCAGCAUCUCAUGUUCCAUGUCUCAAAAGCCUAUGUAUUUUAACUCUCAAUUCUCCUUAAUUUGCUCCUACAAAGUUCAUACAUAAGCUUCGAUCGACCGUAUAUAGUAAGAAAAGGGGAAUUUAAUUUCCAAACAUCUUUAAUUAGCAAUUACAAGAGGAGAAUGGGAUUGCUGCAGAGUUGGGGUGGCGUCGGGACCAGCCUCGCUAGUUUCAUAUUCAUAUGGGAUAUGAUCCGCCGAUACUGUCCCCCAGAGCUUGUGCGUGCUUUAGAUAAGUGGACACGAAGAAUCAGGAGCUUUUUCUACCCUUAUAUUCAGAUUUCCAUCAGUGAAUUCAUGAGCAACAAUUUCAAGCGCCAUGAUGCGUAUGCAGCAGUCGAGGCGUAUCUCAGCGAGCAUUUAGCAAAAGAGGCAACGAGGCUCAGAGCUGAAGCAGUGGGUGGUGGGAGCAAGCUGGUUCUAAGCAUGGAUGAGCAUGAGAGAGUUACAGAUGAGUUUCGCGGAACAAAAAUACAGUGGAUUAAACAUGUGCAACCCGAAAGCAGGCACUCGUCAGAAUCGGAAAAGAAGUCUUAUAAGCUGAUGUUCCACAAGAAAUAUCGUGACAUGGUAACUGAUAUUUACUUGGAGCAAGUGAUAAAGAGAGGGAAAGAGAUUCAGAAGAGAAACAGGAAGAGAAAGCUCUACACAAAUGGCCACAGUAAAACCACGUGGAGCCAUAUCACAUUUGAGCACCCUGCAACAUUUGGUAGCCUGGCAAUGGAGGCGGAGAGGAAGCAAGAGAUUAUGGAUGAUCUUCUCCUGUUUAGGGAGAGCAAGGAUUUCUAUGCCAGGAUUGGGAAGGCUUGGAAGCGGGGUUAUCUACUUUAUGGUCCCCCAGGUACUGGGAAGUCGACUAUGAUUGCUGCAAUGGCAAAUUUAUUGAACUACGACAUCUACGAUCUUGAACUGACAUCUGUCAGGGACAACACAGAAUUGAGAAGGCUCUUAGCUGAAACAUCAAGUAAAUCUAUUGUAGUGAUAGAAGACAUUGACUGCUCACUUGAUCUAACAGGUCAAAGGAACCAGAAACAGGAUAAAUCUCCAGAAGAGAAGACUGAAGUGACCAAGAAAGAGGUUCCUUGCAAGGACACCGAAGAGAGUGGAAGCAGAGUCACUCUCUCUGGGCUUCUGAACUUCAUCGAUGGUCUUUGGUCUGCAUGCAGUGGAGAGCGUAUAAUUGUCUUUACAACAAAUUAUUUGGAUAAGUUGGAUCCAGCUCUUACGAGAAGGGGAAGAAUGGAUAAGCACAUUGAGCUAUCCUACUGUAAUUUUGAGGGAUUCAAGGUGCUUGCAAAGAAUUAUCUGUGCUUGGACGCACAUCCACUAUUUGAAUCAAUUGAAAUGCUAAUGAAGGAGAUAAAGAUUAUACCUGCUGAUGUUGCAGAGAACCUGAUGCCCAGCUCCCCAAAAGAAGGGGCAGAGAAAUGCCUUUUGAAGUUGGUUGAAGCUCUCAAACAUGCAAAAGAACUGAUGAUAAAGAAGGACAAGGAGGAAUCUGUCGUGAACAAGAGGAGUCAAGUUGCUGACCAAGAUGACACGGGGACUGCCAUAUGCCACGUAAGAGUUCUAGAAAAGUAAUUUCCCCUAAAAGAAAUCAAACUAUAUUUGUAUGGCUAAAACAAGACACGCUAUUUUUCAUGUGACAGCCAGACCAUAAAACGCCCUAAUCACCUUAUCCUUGUAGAACAAGAAAUAACAAGCCUGGCCUUGCAUAAUGAAACUAUUUCACCUUCCGUUUGAA